GCCAGUGUGUAAAAUCGCUGCCAGUUCGUCUUCCUCCAGAAAAACCCUCUUUUCCGCCCAGCCUAGGGUUCUUCCUUCCCGACGCGCCGCCGCCGUCUCGCCGCCCCGACUCGCAUCUGCCCACCCAGAUUUACGGCUCCAAUUGGCGCCCAUGGCGGAAGAAACCAAUGUAAAGAAGGAGGAAGAGGAGUUCAGCACCGGUCCUCUCUCAGUGCUCAUGAUGAGCGUCAAGAACAAUACUCAGGUUCUUAUCAACUGCCGGAACAACAAGAAGCUGCUUGGUCGCGUGAGAGCCUUUGAUCGGCAUUGCAACAUGGUUCUCGAGAAUGUUAGGGAGAUGUGGACUGAGGUACCAAAGACCGGUAAAGGCAAGAAGAAGGCUCUUCCGGUGAACAAAGAUAGGUUCAUAAGCAAGAUGUUCCUCCGUGGGGAUUCGGUCAUCAUUGUUCUCAGGAACCCGAACUGAGUUAUCUUGUACACGUGGAGAGUCUAUGUGCCAGUACGUUGCUAUAGAGUAGUAUGUAUGCCAGAUGCUCAAAACAUGUGAGUGUAAGAUGUGACAUUUCCUGAACCAGAAUUUGCUAUGUAUGUUGAUGGUGGAGGAUUUUACUUGAGGCAGGAUGGUAGGACUUGGUUUUACCUCUUGUGGAUGACUUGAACUGGAUGUUUCUUUGAAGUAGUAACAACACCACUGCAUGAAUCAUUGGUUCCAA
Messenger RNA from Sorghum bicolor (sorghum), 713 nucleotides. Its product is annotated as small nuclear ribonucleoprotein Sm D2. Gene Ontology annotation, biological process: RNA splicing; spliceosomal snRNP assembly. Gene Ontology annotation, molecular function: RNA binding. The transcript is spliced from 5 exons. NCBI's taxonomy places the organism in Eukaryota, Viridiplantae, Streptophyta, Magnoliopsida, Poales, Poaceae. Gene Ontology annotation, cellular component: precatalytic spliceosome; U4/U6 x U5 tri-snRNP complex; U1 snRNP. The coding region runs from base 152 to 466 and encodes 104 amino acids. The record is from RefSeq and is a predicted model, not a curated record.